AUGACAGAGUAUUGCAAUAUCUGCUGCAUUCAAGAAAGCUCCAGCAACUUUUUGACACUCUCUUGUGGCUGUUAUUUUUGCAAAACUUCUACAAGCCAAUGAAUUCUUGCCCAACUCGAUAAAUUUUAUCAAGCUGAUUUUCAAAUUACAUGCCCACUUGGCUUUGGUCACAUUUUAAGUGAAGAAGAUAUAAAAAAAUGCCUUACUAACUCCCUCUAUUUAAAUUGGAACAAAAAAUCCUGUUCCAAUUUAAAGGGGGGUUUAUUUUUUCAAAAAAGUACAUAUUUUUGAAUUUUAAUUUAUUUUUAUGAAGUAUCAAUUCAUAAAAUUAAUCAAAUCAAUGCGAAAAAAUUAAAUAAUAUUCUACUUGCACUUUUCCGUUAAAUUAGGUGAAAGCUCAUUUUAUAAAAUUAGUAUUGUGCCCUAUUGAAAAAGAUAUUUUGUUCCAAUUUAAACAGUUUAAGUACCUAUAAAAUCGAAAAAAAAAGAAACUAACCUAUUUUUUAUUACAAUUUAAAGAGGAGUAAGCACAAUUAUCAGGUCUAUGAAAAUUUUACCUUAAAAAGAGAGCUAAUUCGUGAUCCAGUGUUUAAACAAUGCCCAUCAAAAAAUUGUAAUUAUGUAGGCUGAAUUGAUCCAAAAGCAACCUGCAAAAGCUUGCUCCAAUGCCCAAAAUGCAAAAAUAAAUGAAUAGAUCCAAGUUUAAAGCCAAAGCUGGAUAGGUUAAAAGACGCUAUUUAUGAAAUGCUAAGAGGAGAAAGUGAUUUUUGAAGUUAUACUUGGGAAGAGCUGUGAGUUAAGCAUUGUCCUAAGUGCGGGUCUCCUAUAGAAAAGAAUGGAGGAUGCUAUCAUAUGACCUGUGUAAACUGUGCAUAUGAAUUCUGCUGGGAUUGCCUGCAGCCUUAUCGCAACCAUGUCUGAAAAUAUUGUGGGCUUAAUCAGCUUUACUGCUGGGGACUAACAAUUAUUAUGAUUUUUUUGUUUUUCUGCAAAAUAACGAUUUUAUCUGAUAUGAUUUAUGACUUAAUGAUUUUCAUACUUUGAAAACUAUUAUACCUAAUUGCUGGCAUAGCAGGGAUUUGGCCUACUGGUCUCAGCAUAGCUUUGGCAUAUGAUUAUUUUCAUUUUGGAUGGUUGCCUUGCAGCUAUAUACUCUAUUGAUUAUUAAAUAUUGGGAUUGCUGCUUAUCUUUUUAUUGGAUUUUUAUUUUUGCAAGAAUUUACUCUUGAGGUUUUACUUUUUGCUUUUAAUAUCGGAAUUUCAUUUCUUAUUUGUCUAGGUGGUGGCUUUUCGCUAUAUGUUAAUUCUUUAAAUUAA
Messenger RNA from Blepharisma stoltei, 1317 nucleotides. NCBI's taxonomy places the organism in Eukaryota, Ciliophora, Heterotrichea, Heterotrichida, Blepharismidae. The record is from the annotation of a GenBank genome assembly.